Molecule: messenger RNA, 237 nt
Organism: Eimeria acervulina
Lineage: Eukaryota; Apicomplexa; Conoidasida; Eucoccidiorida; Eimeriidae
Exons: 3
Coding region: 1-237 (78 amino acids)
Source: RefSeq, a predicted model, not a curated record
AUGAGGCGCAGCGGCGCGUUAAGCACUGCAUGGGAUUUGGCAGCUGCAGCGUUGUGCAUUGCGUGGCGGGUAUUUAGUGGUGCGUUUGAGCAGGUGAUGCGGUGGUGUGCGUGCGCGGUGAUGGAGGUUGAAUACUGUUUGCUGACUAAGUGGAAUGUUGGGAGUUGGCUAGGAGGAUUUGAGUGGCCGAUACUUGUUGGAGUGGAUGGCUUCGCACACGGCAAGACGGGCAGCUAA